AAAAAUAAAACAAUAUAUGAAGUUAAGUUUUGACUUUACGAUACCCACCACUAGAUGAGAGGGAUGUCAACAAAUAUCAAGUGUAAAGAACAAGAGCUUUCAAAUCAGUCGCAAAAAUAAGCGAACUUAGUACAAUCAUGGCCGCGUUUGAAGGAUUUGAUACCCUAGGGAUAUCUCGAACAGAAAAUUUGGAAAGCAUCCUCUCCAAAAAUGAGAUGCUGUUGGAAGAUUAUGAAGAGAAAUCCAUUUGGACUCGUCAUUGCAGUGAGAACAUGUGCACAAUUGAGCCCAAAGAAGGAUUAAUUGGAGGGAAAGUUCCAGACUGGUUGAGCGGUACUUUGUAUCGAGUUGGUCCAGGAGUUUUGUGCUUUGGUGAGGAAUGCUACGAAGGCGCCUUGGAUGGGUGUGCCAUCAUUCAGGCAUGGAAAUUCGAUAAAGGUCACGUUUCAUAUCAGAGCCGCGUUCUUGAAAGCCAGACAUACAAGAGUAACCUGGCAGCUAAUAGAAUUAUGGUGUCAGAGUUCUUCACGGUGGCGUAUCCGGAUCCGUGCCAAACAUUGUUGGGAAAGUUUCAGACCCAAUUCUUGUCAUUGCCGGAUCCUAAGGAUUCUACGGAUAACUGCCUGGUGAACUUGAUCAAACACGGCGAUGAGCUCUACGUUACUUCUGAAACAAACACAAUCCAUCAGAUUGACAAGGACACGUUGGAAACACUCGAUGAAGGCACAAUCCACUCAAAGUACGUCUCUGUUCACAAUGCCACAGCUCACCCACACACCGAUGUGGAUGGAACCCUCUACAACCUUGGAUCCUCUGUACACAUGGGCACUUCUCAUUUGAACAUUAUACAGUUUCCUCCUCCAAUCAAUUCACGUAACUCACCCAUGGGUUAUUCAUCGUCACACGAUCAGGCCAAAAUUGUAGCACGUCUCCAGACUUCUUCCAAAUCAAGACCCGCCUAUAUCCAUAGCUUUGGAUUCACUCCCAAUUACAUCGUCGUGGCCGAACAUCCGUUUGGAAUCAACAUUCCCAAAGCCAUUCUCUCCAAAGCCACCCAGAUGCCGGCUUAUCGAUUCAUUGAAUAUGACAAAACCGGGCAAGUCAUUUUCCGGGUGGUCAACCGGAACACCAAUCAAGAAACUGAGCUCAAAUACUAUGCUGACCAACCCUUUGUUAGUUUCCACACGAUUAACGCUUUUGAAGAAAACGGGCACCUGGUAUUUGAUCUGUGUUCUGGCGACGAGCCUUAUUAUGAGCUUCUGCACUUUUCCAACUUGACGGAAACAAAUUCGACCAUUCCAGUAGCCAAAGUGAUGCGCUAUGUUAUGCCUUUGGAAAUGGGCGCCUGCAAUUGCUUCGUGGAAAAUGGCAACUUUGUUGACUUACCCCAGAGCAAAUGUGCCGCCACUUUUGAUGCACAGGGGCGAGUUAAGCUGACGGGUCAGCUGUUGACACCAGUGGAAAUUGAAAUGCCCCGCAUUAAUUACGCGUUUAACGGGAAAAAAUAUCAAUAUGUGUAUGGAGUUGGUACCGAGUUCAAGUCAGAGACGUGUUUGGUGAAGAUCAAUGUCAGCACUGGUGAGACGAGGAAAUGGUUUGCCAGUGGUUGCCAGGUUUUUGAGCCGGUGUUUGCUGCUCGUCCAGGUUCGGUGGAAGAGGAUGACGGAGUGGUCCUGUCGCCCAUACUUCACGUCAAGUCCAUCAAUUUGGUAGAGCUGGUAAUUUUGGACGCAAAGACUUUUUCAGAAAUCGGUCGAGUGACACACUUUGCCAAUGGUCCAGUUACUCCAACACUACAUGGCAUUUACGAUCCGAGUGAGAAUAGAGUACAAAUAUAAUAGAUAUAUUUAUAUAGUCGCAAAAGUCAUCAGGUGCUGUAAAGUUCCUCAUUUGGGGGAUUUUUUCUUAUGUCUUUUUCGUCAAUGUUUCAAAUCAAUAGAUUACAGAUUGUAGAUUUCA
Messenger RNA from Tigriopus californicus, 1959 nucleotides. Its product is annotated as beta,beta-carotene 15,15'-dioxygenase-like. Gene Ontology annotation, molecular function: carotenoid dioxygenase activity; beta-carotene 15,15'-dioxygenase activity. Lineage: Eukaryota; Metazoa; Arthropoda; Copepoda; Harpacticoida; Harpacticidae. The transcript is spliced from 3 exons. Gene Ontology annotation, biological process: carotene catabolic process; retinal metabolic process. The record is from RefSeq and is a predicted model, not a curated record. The coding region runs from base 138 to 1838 and encodes 566 amino acids.